AUGUCUCAUAGCUAUCGUUUACCGCCCCUCCCCCCAACGUCCACUCCGGAAAUGAAUUCCCGCUUGAUCUGUGGCCUAAACAGAGCAAUACGCACUAGGUACAAUCACAUUCUCAUCUCCGGGGACUUCAAUCUACACAAUCUGGAGGUCUUGGCAUCGCCUAUUGAGCAGUUCAAAGCAGACUUGCAGGAACUGAUCGCUAAUAUUCCCUUGUACAAUCAUGUCACCACGCCCACUAGAUUCAGGACAGCAAACAAACCGUCCAUAUUGGACCUUGUGCUCACGAAUGAAGAGCUCAUGGUUGACAUUAGGUCUCAGUGA
This is a messenger RNA of Dicrocoelium dendriticum, 321 nucleotides long. NCBI's taxonomy places the organism in Eukaryota, Metazoa, Platyhelminthes, Trematoda, Plagiorchiida, Dicrocoeliidae. The record is from the annotation of a GenBank genome assembly.